Molecule: messenger RNA, 1551 nt
Organism: Williopsis jadinii
Lineage: Eukaryota; Fungi; Ascomycota; Saccharomycetes; Phaffomycetales; Wickerhamomycetaceae
Product: putative cystathionine gamma-synthase
Exons: 1
Coding region: 1-1551 (516 amino acids)
Biological process (GO): transsulfuration
Molecular function (GO): pyridoxal phosphate binding; cystathionine gamma-synthase activity
Source: RefSeq, a predicted model, not a curated record
AUGACACUCCCAUCACAAGAACUCGGCACAAGUAUCCCAAUAACUUCAAAGCAUGCGAUAAGCGUAACAUUACCAACAUGGCAAUUGGUACUUGAUUUCUUAGAACGUGACGAAUCGGUUCUUCAGAAGAUGCCCAUGGGCUAUCCACGUUUCCAGAUCCACCCAAGCAUUAAGAAGCUGUGUGCCUACCUUGAAGGUCUGUAUGCGAAGGAAGGUGAAGUGGCAUUUGUCUUUCCAACUUAUAACGUUGCAAAGCGUUGCUGUGAUUUCGUUGUUGAAAAGAGUGAGAUCAUUCCAAACGUGAGGGUCUUGCAAUUGGCUGCAGUCUCACCAAAGGGUGAAUGUGAAAUGGAUGUUGUUUUCCUUCCAGAAUCGGAAUUUGCACUGGCAAAAACAUAUUGGGAGUAUUCAGGUCAAGGAAUCUCUUCUAGAUUUGCAGAGUAUGUUUUAUACCAUUGCGAGAUCAAACAAAGAGCAUUGGGGAGUUCCAAUACUCUCAAGUUAAGCAAUGCAAAAGAUCUUGUGAGAUCACGCAUUGCUGAUAUCUUAAACGACAAUGGGUCAAAGUCACAACAUACCGAUAAAGAUGACAUUUAUCUAUACCCAAGUGGAAUGUCCACCAUAUUCAACAUUCAUAGGUGUAUGUUGGACACUUUGCCUAAUGCUAAGUCUGUUUGUUUUGGAUUCCCAUUCGUUGAUACCUUGGGCAUCCUCAAAGAUGUCGGUCCAGGUGUUCAUUUCUAUGGGUUUGGUGACGAGGAAUCACUUGACUCACUAGAGGAUAGGUUGGCAAACGGCGAACGGAUUCUCGGUUUGUUCUGUGAAUGUCCUUCAAAUCCAUUAUUGAAAACUCCAAACCUACAAAGACUUCAUGAAUUGUCUAUUCGUUAUAGAUUCCCAGUAGUAGUGGAUGACACAAUAAGUGGGUUCUAUAAAGUUGACGUGAGACCAUAUGCAGAUGUAAUUGUUUCUUCUCUAACGAAGUUCUUCUCUGGCGAAGCAGAUUUGAUGGCUGGGUCCUUGAUCUUGAACAAAGAGUCCAGUUUUUAUAACACCUUCAAGAAGUAUUUCAAUCAAAGCUUUGAAGACACAUUCUGGGAAGAGGAUGCCAUUCAACUGGAGAUUAACUCUCGUGAUUUUGUCUCUAGGUGUCAAUUGGCUAAUACAAACACUGAAGCUGUUCUCUCUCUGUUCAAGGCAUGCCCAAUCAUCAGCAAAGUGUUCCAUCCAAGUGUUGACAAGUCCAAAGCGUAUUUCGAUUCAGUCAAGACUAAACACGGUAGUUACGGUAUGUUGAUAUCAAUUGUAUUUGAAAAAGAGGAACAAUCAGCUGCGUUCUACGACGCUCUUGACUUGCACAAGGGACCAUCUCUCGGCACAAACUUCACACUAGUGAUACCAUUUGUCCUAUUGGCCCACUAUAAAGAGUUGGAUGAUGUCAAGCAAUGGGGAGUUGAUAGAAACCUCAUAAGAUUGAGCAUCGGGUUGGAAGAUAAGGAGCUUCUUCUCAAAUCGUUCCAAAAGGCAUUGGACAGUGCAAUGCGUAUAUAA